Letharia lupina is the source of this 927-nucleotide messenger RNA. RefSeq lists its product as uncharacterized. The record is from RefSeq and is a predicted model, not a curated record. The transcript has 3 exons. Gene Ontology annotation, molecular function: ATP hydrolysis activity; ATP binding. Lineage: Eukaryota; Fungi; Ascomycota; Lecanoromycetes; Lecanorales; Parmeliaceae. Bases 1 to 927 code for a protein of 308 amino acids.
AUGGAUACACUAGUCAUGGAAGACGAACGAAGGCGAUUGAUCAAAGCAUUGGCGAAAAACUACCAAAAUGAAACCGACCCGAGCAGUCAACCGGCCCACAAACCCUGGACAGCCGACUUCGUAGCUGGGAAAGGAGAAGGCAAGGUCUUUCUGCUGCACGGCACGCCCGGCAAUGGCAUCGCCGCAUACACCAAGCGUCCGCUCCUCGCCCUGGCUACAAGUGAUAUCGGCAAUAUGCCUUCGGACGCGGAGAGAAGCCUCAACCGCUAUUUCACGCGCGCGAAGCAGUGUAACGCCAUCCUCCUCAUUGAUGAAGCCGACAUCGACAUGGAACGGCGCGUGAAUCAAGACUUGACUCGAAAUAGCCUCGUAUCAGGUAUCCCUAUGAUUCUUACCACCUUCAUCUCUACAGAUAUUAACCCCAAACACCAUCACAAUGCUUACAAAGGUUUCACAGGCUUCCUCCGUGCAAUUGAAAAUUGUCAAAGCAUGCUCUUUCUAACAACUAACCGCAUUGGCUCCUUCGACGACGCUUUCGUCUCCCAUAUUCCCCUCUAUUACCGCGAGUUCAUCCAAAAGGAUCGACUCAAAGUCUGGAAGAUAUUUUUCGACAAAUUGGCGAGGGAUCGUAAGAAUGUCAUGAAUAUUCCAGCAGAGACGAUACUCUAUACGACUGAACUUGAAGUGACGGGCUUGAAGUGGAACGGGAGGGAAAUUCGAAAUGCGCUCCAAACAGCAUUUGCCCUAGCCGAUUUCGACGGCGCAGAUGAGGAUGGAAAGAUUACCCUGCGCAAGACGCAUAUCCAGCAGAUCGUGCGCAUGUCUUGGGAGUUUAAGGACUAUCUCAAAGAAUUGCAUCGCGGAGACGAAGCCAAGAAGGCGGAUCGGCAGCGAAUCCGGUAUGAUGAGUUUGAUGAAAAAAGUUGA